AGAGUGAGAGGGUUUGCAGGGGGCCGAUUUGGGGCCAACAGGCUUCCCAGCAGGCCCCCGGCGCGGGACAGCGGAAGGCGAAACGCUUUCAAGAGACCCCGCUGCCAACAUCCCUACGCCCUCGCGCCCUCCCGCCGCCCCAGAAGGCCAACUCCGCCUGCCUGAGUCACAGCUGGAGCUGGGGAGGAGCCAGGGAAAGGAGGCCCCUGACCGUAGUGCAGCCAGCAGUUGCAGGCAGACGGAGCAGAGCGGUCAGGGAUCAUGAGGGAGAGUGCGUUGGAGCCGGGGCCUGUGCCCGAGGCGCCGGCGGGGGGUCCCGUGCACGCCGUGACGGUGGUGACCCUGCUGGAGAAGCUGGCCUCCAUGCUGGAGACGCUGCGGGAGCGGCAGGGAGGCCUGGCUCGAAGGCAGGGAGGCCUGGCAGGGUCCGUGCGCCGCAUCCAGAGCGGCCUGGGCGCUCUGAGUCGCAGCCACGACACCACCAGCAACACCUUGGCGCAGCUGCUGGCCAAGGCGGAGCGCGUGAGCUCGCACGCCAACGCCGCCCAAGAGCGCGCGGUGCGCCGCGCAGCCCAGGUGCAGCGGCUGGAGGCCAACCACGGGCUGCUGGUGGCGCGCGGGAAGCUCCACGUUCUGCUCUUCAAGGAGGAGGGUGAAGUCCCAGCCAGCGCUUUCCAGAAGGCACCAGAGCCCUUGGGCCCGGCGGACCAGUCCGAGCUGGGCCCAGAGCAGCUGGAGGCCGAAGUUGGAGAGAGCUCGGACGAGGAGCCGGUGGAGUCCAGGGCCCAGCGGCUGCGGCGCACCGGAUUGCAGAAGGUACAGAGCCUCCGAAGGGCCCUUUCGGGCCGGAAAGGCCCUGCAGCGCCACCGCCCACCCCGGUCAAGCCGCCUCGCCUCGGGCCUGGCCGGAGCGCUGGAGCCCAGCCGGAAGCCCAGCCUGCGCUGGAGCCCACGCUGGAGCCAGAGCCUCCGCAGGACACCGAGGAAGAUCCCGGGAGACCUGGGGCUGCCGAAGAAGCUCUGCUCCAAAUGGAGAGUGUAGCCUGAGGGCUGGUGUUGCGUGCCUCCCUUGUGCUUGUGCCUUGUCCCAAAAUAAAUCCUUUCAGAAUGUAGCACUCACGCCCUAAUAAGGAGCGAAUCCUGCAUCCACCAAGGCGGGCGCUCUGGCCCUCCCUUCCUUAAGCCCAGUCCUGUGUCCUCUGAAAGAGGUGCAGUCACUCACACCUGCUUGCGCUCACCAUCAAUAAAAGUAAUUUCACCCGAA
Gorilla gorilla gorilla (western lowland gorilla) is the source of this 1264-nucleotide messenger RNA. RefSeq names its product caveolae associated protein 3 (gene CAVIN3). The transcript has 2 exons. Gene Ontology annotation, cellular component: caveola; cytoplasm. Gene Ontology annotation, molecular function: protein kinase C binding. The record is from RefSeq and is a predicted model, not a curated record. Bases 262 to 1047 code for a protein of 261 amino acids. NCBI's taxonomy places the organism in Eukaryota, Metazoa, Chordata, Mammalia, Primates, Hominidae.